Molecule: messenger RNA, 1853 nt
Organism: Alternaria alternata
Lineage: Eukaryota; Fungi; Ascomycota; Dothideomycetes; Pleosporales; Pleosporaceae
Product: FAD dependent oxidoreductase
Exons: 5
Coding region: 212-1606 (464 amino acids)
Cellular component (GO): cytoplasm
Molecular function (GO): oxidoreductase activity
Source: RefSeq, a predicted model, not a curated record
CAAAGCAUGUCCGCUAUCGACAACAUCCCACUCUUGUCGAUAAGGAUCAACAUACGCAGCCAAGAAGGACCGUAGGAGAUUCCACACGCAGGAGACGCUCAGAAAGCGGGGAAGGUGUGCGCGCGGUUUACGCCGCGGCCGUCUCCGUGCUUCGUCAGGCGCAUACUUCAACAACGAGUCUGUCAAGACGGCAUAGAAUCAGUACCUCAACAUGGCAACCGACCGUACACCGGUCUCAAACCCCGUGCAAUCAUUCUGGACGUCAGAAUCUGAUCCUAACGAUAAUCUACGUACCACGGAUGAUCUCCCUAGUGAAGCAGAUAUUGUCAUAAUCGGUGCGGGGUUUGCUGGAGUUGCUACAGCUUACCAUAUCCUUACAUCAUCCUCUCCAGUUGCAUCACCAUCCGUUCUUAUCCUCGAUACUCGUAAGAUCUGCUCUGGGGCUACAGGUCGCAACGGCGGGCACGUGAAGCCGGAUCUCUACUUCAACGUCUCGAAAUAUGUUUCCAUGUACGGCACGAGCGCCGCGGCGGAGGUGGCUUCUUUCGAAGCGGCGAACGUGUCUGCGGUAAAAGACCUCGUUGAGACUGAGGGGCUAGACUGCGACUUCCAUCUCACCAGAGCGAUCGAUGUGUAUCUGGAUGCUGAGCAUGCGAGGCAAACAAUUGAGGCGUGGAAGAAGCUAAGGCGAGAGAAGACGAUUGACUUGAGAGACGUGGCUUACAUUCCUGAGAAAGAUGUCGAAAGGAUUUCUGGUGUGAAGGGUGCGCAUUGUGCCUUCAGCUUCACCGCAGCGCACGUGUGGCCGCGAAAGAUGGUGCAUCAACUAUUAGCGAAGCUACUUGAGCAGGACUAUAACUUGAACGUACAAGCAAACACGCCGGUGACCUCUGUGUCCGAUGUCAUAGACGAGACUGGCCGGUGGACGAUUCAGACACUACGCGGUGCGAUCAAAGCCAGGAAGGUAGUUCACGCCACUAAUGGCUACACUAGUCAAGUUCUACCGGAGUACGCACGGGGUAUCACGCCGAUUCGUGGCGUGUGCAGCCAUAUCGACAGUCCGCUGAAGCGACAAACGCCACAUCUCAAUAACACAUACGCCAUCCGUUUUGAUUCUCGAAAUUACGACUAUCUCAUUCCCCGAACCGACGGAAGCAUUAUUGUUGGAGGCGCGAGGCAGCGAUUCUGGCAUAAACCCGAGCGCUGGUUCAACACAGUGCGCGAUAAUGAGCUUGUUGAUGAAGCCUCAUCAUACUUUGAUGGAUACAUGCAGCGCUAUUUCAGUGGGUGGGAGAACACGCAAGCCGAAACGAAGAAGGUUUGGACUGGUAUCAUGGGCUACAGCGCAGACUUCAUGCCACAUAUUGGCUCAGUACCGGGGAAACCGCAUCAGUUCAUUAUUGCUGGAUUCAACGGCCAUGGGAUGCCGCAGAUUCUGCUAUCGAGCAAAGGUUUAGCUGCUAUAGUGCGAGAUGGAGUACCAUUCGAGCAGACUGGUCUACCUCGACUAUUCGAAACAACAAAGGAAAGGAUCGAGCGACGCGACAGCCCGCUUGAAGACUCCUUCCGUCCGCUGUGGGAAGAGCAUGCCAAGUCGAAGCUAUAAGGAUAAGAUCUCCGCGAUGCGAUUACAGCCAUGUCUGCUAUCUUCAUCUUCGAAGCGGGCUAUACUUCUGACGUAUAGAUCAAGCAAGGGUUGGGGAGAACUAGAAAGGGGGAGUGAGACGACGAAUUGCGCUGAAGGGAUCAAAGUGGGAUUGGGAUUUACAGAGCAUAGUUGGCGGCUUCUUCGGGGACAAUAUAGACGGCCUUCUAUAUGUUUUGGGUAACCUUCAUAGUCACAAUCACGAAAC